Messenger RNA from Haplochromis burtoni (Burton's mouthbrooder), 2302 nucleotides. RefSeq names its product interferon regulatory factor 2-binding protein 1. The record is from RefSeq and is a predicted model, not a curated record. Gene Ontology annotation, biological process: regulation of transcription by RNA polymerase II. Gene Ontology annotation, cellular component: nucleus. Gene Ontology annotation, molecular function: transcription corepressor activity. Bases 249 to 2033 code for a protein of 594 amino acids. The transcript has 2 exons. NCBI's taxonomy places the organism in Eukaryota, Metazoa, Chordata, Actinopteri, Cichliformes, Cichlidae.
GUUUCCGGUGUCUUAUAACAUUUUACUUCCUUCCACACAGGCUGACACGAACAAACGAGAAAGAAGACGUCGUUAAGUUUUGAAUGUUACCGCCAGUAGUCGGAUUUUGAACUUAGUUUUUUGUUAUUUUCUGUUGUAAAAUCCGCGGUAUGUGGCGAAUGGUGUCGGAGGACUGAAGAAUCGCUGCAAAACGUAGUCCGUAACGUGUAGGCCUCCGAAGAAAGUUUGGUCGAGGGCCUGUAAACAACAUGUCCUCCGCCUCGCAGUCUUCCUCGAGACGGCAAUGGUGCUACCUCUGCGACCUGCCCAAGAUGCCUUGGGCUAUGCUGUGGGAGUUCAGCGAAGCUGUAUGCCGGGGUUGUGUCAACUACGACGGCGCAGACCGGAUAGAACUCCUCAUUGAAACUGCCAGGCAGCUGAAGAGCACUCACGGAGUUUUAGACGGCAGGUCCCCUGGUCCACAGCAGGGCAAACCCAGCUCUGCUGGGCCCCUUGAAGCGGGGCGGCAUCACGGAGAGCGUGUAGACCGGGGGAGGGGUGAGUACGGGGCUUCUUCUCGCCUCCCCAAUGGUCUGCACAGAGCUGAAGAUGUAGCUUUGUCAGAGGGCAGCCGACAGAGCCCGAACACUCGUCGGGCUAUGCCUGGGGUAGUUUCUAGUCUUCAUAACACCAUACCCCAUGCCUUGAUAGCUCAGGGGCUAGUAGCAACAGCUUCUCAUGGGAUUUUAACCCCAUUAACAAGCACGAGAGCUGGGGCCGCUCCUAUUGCCGUCUCAGCUGGCUCCAUAAUAAGCGACAGUGGCAGAAGACAGGCUGUGUCCCUGGGUAUGGGACCUAGCACUUCUACUCUAGUGGGCAUAGAUCCGGCAGUGUGGAGGAACAGUGAAGUAAUGGCUGAACUGAAUGAGGUGGCUCGUAGUAGAGUGGAAGGCUGGCCUAACCGUCCCAAAGCAGUUCGGGAUGUGCUGGUAGCUCUCAGCAGCUGUGUCCCCUUCAAUGUGCGCUUCAGGAAAGACCAUAAUCUGAUGGGGCGUGUUCUGGCCUUUGAUGCUAGCGCUACUCCAGAGUUUGAGCUGAGGGUGUUCGCGGAGUAUCCCUCUGGCUCUGGAAUGAUCUACUCAGGAGUUCCAGAUCUGGUCAGGCAGAUGUUCCGUGACUCCGCCAAAGAUGCUGGUAAGGCAGUAAACUCUGGGCUGCGCUAUGUGGAAUAUGAGAAACGGCAAGGCACCGGAGACUGGCGUGGGCUGUCUGAGCUGUUGAAUGAUGGUGUGCGUAUGUUUAAAGAGCCUCCAAUCCCAGAGGUUCUGCCACAGCCAGACCCAGUGCUGUCUUUGGCAGCUCCUGGACGCCCCGGACCAGCCAAGGGCACCACCAGGCGCCGAAAGGCUUCUCCAGGCUCUGAGAACGGAGAGAGUGAGGGAAGGGCCGAACACCCUGUGAGGGAGCCCUGGCCCCGGGGCACGUACUCAGGCAUGGAACCUCUUCCUGGCAUGGCUGUACCUCAAGAGGGCCCACCUCGUCUACACAACCAGCCUUCACCCAUCUCAGCACUUAUGGGAGUGGCAGAUGGCCUGAGUUCCAGUCACAUGGCCAGAGAGAGCCCCAGUAUGUCCACAGCCCACUCCUCCUCAGCUGGGCGCCCCACCAGCAGCAGCCCCUCGACUCCCUCCACCUCAGUCUCUCAGGCAGCUGUAGGGCAGGGUCUGAGCACUGGAGGACAAAGUAACAACACAAACACUGGGGAGUCUACAAGUAGCACCCCAGGCACCCUGCUUUGCUGCACCCUCUGCAGAGAGCGCCUGGAGGACACUCACUUUGUCCAGUGUCCCUCAGUCCCGCACCACAAGUUCUGCUUCCCCUGCACCCGAGGGUUCAUCCGCAGCCAAGGUCAAGGAGGAGAGGUUUACUGCCCCAGCGGAGAACGCUGCCCCCUGGCCGGAUCCACUGUGCCUUGGGCCUUCAUGCAGGGUGAGAUCUCAACCAUCCUAGCUGGAGAAGGAGAUGUGACAGUAAAGAAGGAGAACGACCCUUGACCCUCCAUCCUUUUGGCAGUGAAUGUGGAUUAAAACACAGUGAAAGCACUUACCUAUAAUGUCAAGCAGAGGUCCACUUUGGCUGUAGUUCAUCAUGUGUGCCUCCAAGAGCCAAAUAACUCUGAAGCCCAGGAGGACCACUACACAAAGACCGGUAACUCGAGACAAGACUCACUCACGAGAGGAGGGAAACGUCUGAGCAUCGGGGCUGCAUCGUGAUCGAAUCAAGUCUUGACCCAAUCUCUCUCCAUCCUUUUAAAAAAACAAAA